CCGACUGUGCUGUUAUAAACCGUGGGAUGAUCAGAUUAAGACUGCGAACAAAGAACGUGGCUCUGAGGGACUGAAAGCGAGUCAAUUCCACCUUAAAUGGAAUUUGCGUCUCUGGCGGCAAUAGACCUAGGCGCCAUCUUCGGUCCACCUUAAGCGCACAAUGUGGCCAACGAACGCAAGCGUACCAGCUAGGCUUCCGUCCUCAUUCUCCAGCCGGGGAUCGCACUUUGGCUUCCCAGCUUUGACACAGCGUCACUUGUGAAACAACAGAGGAAAAAGACGCACUCGGGCCAAACCCCAUCCGCACCAGCAGGAGAAGAUGUCCGAGCCAAACAAGUACCGAGAGUGGAUCCUGGAAACAAUCGACUCUCUCCGCUCGAGAAAAGCCCGUCCGGAUCUGGAGAGGAUUUGUCGAAUGGUCCGGAGACGACACGGGUCUGACCCAGACCGAACCAGGACAGAACUGGAAAAACUGAUUCAAGAGCAGACGGUACUCAAAGUUAGCUACAAGGGGUCCAUAUCGUACCGAAACGCGGCAAAGGUGCAGAGGAAAAGCAGAAAAAAGAGUGAGUUUACGGCCGCUGGCAGCAGCAGCAGCGCGGAGGCAGCGAGGGAGCGGACCAAACGCGAUCAUCCGAACAACAACGGCGACAGUGCGCACAGCUUCACGGACCAGGAGGAGGGAGAGGAGGACUCGGAGCCCAGCCCAGAUCCACACACUCAAACAUCAGCCAGCAAUACCGGCAAAAAGCUCAAGCCUGCCUCCAGCCCAAGUAGCGGAAACGGGUACCUCAGUUGUGGCGCAACAACGGGCUGUGCUGUCGGGAGCGGCUGCAAAGAGGAGAAAGCGAGUGCACCGAGAGACAAGGGAUUAGGACAGCAGGCGGCAGGGGACUGCCCGUCACCCAGUUUCGGCCACAGGACAAGCGCGCACAACGGGGCUGAUGGCAGCAGGACAACACAGAGCAAAGCCGAUGCAGUUAGCGCAGAAAAGGAGUCUGGUUUGUCUCGAGCAGACACACAGAGCAAAACUUGCCCUGGGAGCGACAGCAGCCUCCCUCAGAAUCAAAGACACAAGCAGUCUGUGCCCCUCAAGCCCAAACUUCGAGUCGGAGGAGGGAGCUCCAAAACAACAGGGAACCAUGCCAGUUCAGACCUGGGCGACAGAUUAGUCGCUUCUGUUCGCAGCCUGUCCGAGAAGAGCCUCCGAGGGGGCUCAGCAGCCGUGACCAGAGGCCAUAUGAAGCCGCUCGGGUUGAAGGAGAUUUUGGGCUAUCUGAGCAGCCAGGAACGGCUGUCAGAGGAAAAGCUGACCCGAGGCAAAGUCAAAGUGGUCAUGGAGAGAGAGGUGGAGAGGGGUAGGCUGCGCAGGACCCGCUGCGGGAACAUUACUCUUCCUCUGAGGGGGGUGGUGGUGGAGGAACCGACGCCGAAGAAUGCGUCCGCUGACAGACUUGCAAAGAGCGCACUGCAGGACAAACAUACUGAGAAAAAGUCAUCGUCACCCUCUCUCCAGGAUAAUGAUCCGAUGGAAACAGCCAGUGAAGAAGGGGAACAGGGAGAGAACGAGGAAGAGGUGGUGGUGGAGGAGGAGGGCGAUCCCCGGAGUUCUGAUGAGGAGGGAGGACCAUCCCCGGUAGCCAUGACAACCGAACCAGUGCUCAUUGAGAAAACCAGAGAAGAUGCUGAGAUCCAGAAAGCAUCAAAGCAGGAGAGCCCCCAGCAGCAGCAGGAGGGAGGUAAAGGGUUACCUGCACUUGUUCUCCUCCCAAACACACCUGUUCAGGGAGCCUCACUGUCACAGUCUAAUGGGCCAGACAUGGAAGAGAGAGCUGGUUCCCCUGAUCAGCUGCAAAUGGAGGUGCAAGUGAGUAAUCAGACGCAGCAUGAUGGAGUAAACCACAGCUCCUCAGGCUUUAACAAUUUGGAGUGUAAGACAGAGGUUGGUGUGUCGUCCUGCCUGCUAACACCCACAGCCUCCCCAAGAGACUCCAGCCGGUCUGAAGAACGAGGGAUUACCGUUAGCAGUGAAGUACUUAUGAAAUCUGAGGGGGUCAAUGGGAGCCCAGUGAACUGGACAGUGUCUGAUGUGGUCAGUUAUUUUACGGCAGCAGGUUUCCCUGAGCAGGCUGCUGCAUUCAGGACCCAGGAAAUCGAUGGAAAGUCUCUUCUCCUCAUGCAGCGUAAUGAUGUUUUGACUGGCCUGUCAAUCAGACUUGGCCCCGCCCUCAAGAUCUAUGAGCGUCAUGUGAAGGUUCUGCAGAAAACACACUUUGAGGAUGACGACUGCUAACAGCAUGAAUCAAAUACAAGCAGACUGUUAUGUUUGUAUCUACAUAUAGCUGAAGUAGUAUAAAAAUGCAUGCAUAAUAUACAGAACAAUACACUUCACUUUUUAUCUCAUGUCAAACAACACAGACACAGAAAUGCACAGAAACACGCACAUACAGACACUGUUAUUUCUUAUCUUCUUGCGUCUUGACAACAGAAACGAGACUGGAUUUUCUAGACAACAAGGGUUUUCUAUCAAGCACAAGUGUUGGAGGGAGAAAGUAGAGCAGAGAUUUUCAAACAACCAUGCAAUUUCUCCUUUAACAAAAAAAAAAACAAGCACUUUCCAAUUUUACUGAUUAAACUGUGCAAAAUGUUUUGUGUUUAAGCUGUUACGUCAUGCUGACUUGUAUGCACAUUUCGAAAGAAGUAAUGUUUUUUCUGUGAUUUGGGGAGGUGGGUCGUUUUCUUGUCGGUGUGUGCUUGUCCAUGUACACAUAGACAGGACAUGUUGGAUAAGAUAACAAAGAAGUUAGAGGUUGACCAGAUUCGAGACAUUCCCAGGAGCUGAAGUAGUUGGUUGGUACGAUAAACCUUCAAACUGUUCUGUUGAGAAAAAAAAAUCCUGGGCGGGGUUAUUAAAUUUUUGGAAACGGUUGCUGGUCAAAGCAAUAAACUGACUGAGCUGUUUGAGAGGCUUUUGGACUGUCAGCUUGUCAGCUGGUUGAUUUAACUCUGCUUUGGGUUAUGCAUCACCACCUCAUCAGCUGGUUUUACAGAGAUACACUAUAAUUUUGGCUUUACAUCAAACUUGGCUUGUUUAAUAGACACCUAAAAUCACAUAUCACACCAAACUGUGUACUUGUCAACUUGUCCAAAUUUCUGGGAAUUAUGGGGAAGCUAAGAGUUUUUUUCCUAAACAAACAAAAUGGACUGAUUUGCUUGGUAUCAUCCACUCAUCUUUGUUCACUACAGACUUCUAAAACAAUUCAGUGAAGACCAUUUAAAACUGUGUGUGCAGUAACCUCAGCACGAGUGAAGAUGUUGUGGCUUCUUGAAAGGACAGUUUACCCUCAAAUCAAAUUUAAUGGAAGUAUUGAGCUACGCAACAUUACAACUCAGCUGAGGACAACACUAGUCACACUCUUUGUAUUCAUGUUGAUGAGACUGAUGGGUGUAGCUUGGUAGAAAGAAAAUAGUUCCUAACAGACCCACAAACAAAGUGUUUAGAUUUUCUUCCCACUGGGCACUCUGUACACCUCCAUUUUAGAUCAAACAAUCAAGCUAUGACUGAAAUGCAGACUUUUUUAAAGUGUUUUAAUUCAAGGGGGUUUGACAAAACUGUUAACUGUUUAUGAAUUUAUAGCCAUUUUUGUAAAUAAUCCCUCAUUUUCAGAGGCUCAAAAGUAGUUGUGUGGUCAGGUGAGGCCUGUUUCCUCAUUAUUCCAUGACAAAGUACGCAGAUAAAACAUGUGGAAGUGAUUCCAAGUGCAUUUGUUAGGUUUUUCCACAUAAUUCUCAAUAUGAGGUCAUAACAGAUGUCAAUGCAAAUUAUACAGAUCCACGGGCUUAACUUGGCAAUUUUUUUUUAAAUAGCAGAUACUCUUCCUGACACAACGCCAAAGGGAUUUAUGUCUCUUCCCAAACCAGGAACCUUUCUCUUGUUAGCCAAGCAUGUAAACUACUACACGGUGGCGCCCCUGUGUCACAUCUUAAAUGUUUGAUUUCAAAUCUACUGAGCUGGUGUACAGAGACAAAGUUAAAAAAAAAAAAGAAAAGUGUCAUUGAUCAAUAUUUAUGGAUCAAACUGUAUAGGUUUUUAGUGUUUUGGUUUUGUUUUUUGGGGGGGUGGGGGGUGUGCCACAAGGUAAGUGCCUUUUAGUUCCAUUACAGCCAAGAGAAGCUUGACAUUUCUACAGCCAAUAUCCUCAGAUUUUAGAAUUCAAAUUUGUUUUCAGUAUAAACUAUGAGAUUAAAAUAUUUCUGUGAAACCAGCUGCAGAGUACAUUUCAGCUAUGUUGAUCAAAUACACCAGCUAACUGAAUUGAAAUCAGCUGAACAGACACCUCUAAAGUAUUCAUUAUAAUGUCAAUAUGUACAUAUGGUAUAUUAAAGCAACCUCAUUUGGCCAUUUGUUAAUUAUUGGAAUUACAUUAUCUAACUGAGAGAUGUUCUUGCAGGGUAAAGUUGAGUCAAUCAAUCAACUGAUCUCAUACCACCAGCAUUUUUAAAUGUCUUUUAUUGAUUGAUAACGACAGAUGGCAACCAAAUCCCUCAAAUUGUUGCAUUAUUAAUGUCCAUCUGUGCUAUAACGUCAUAUGUUCGAUGUUUACAGAACAAAAACAGCAAAUUUUCCUUAUUUUGUAUUUCUUUUAUUUUUCAGCAUAUCCGAUACAUUUCACCAUAUGCUGAUGUUCAAAUCAGAUCAGAUGUUUCUUCAAACUUCCUCUACCUCUCACUGCCAUUUCCUUUCCAAGAACUUUUUUUUAAAAAAAUAUAUUAUUAUUAGCAGUGUCUGUUAUGUUGUUGUUAACAUAAUUUCCUCCUUGUUUGUUAAAUCUGUUGAAGGGAACAGCUUGAGUCCUGAUUCUCACAAGGGGAAUGUACAGUAUGUUUAAGCCCUUGCAGCUUGUUUCCUGUUAUUUGUUAAAAACAAAUUUAGUAAUAAAAAUUUCAAAUAAAAUCCCACAGAGAGUGAAUA
Messenger RNA from Archocentrus centrarchus (flier cichlid), 4972 nucleotides. RefSeq names its product sterile alpha motif domain containing 1b (gene samd1b). The coding region runs from base 320 to 2293 and encodes 657 amino acids. The transcript has 7 exons. Gene Ontology annotation, biological process: negative regulation of DNA-templated transcription. Gene Ontology annotation, cellular component: nucleus. The record is from RefSeq and is a predicted model, not a curated record. Lineage: Eukaryota; Metazoa; Chordata; Actinopteri; Cichliformes; Cichlidae. Gene Ontology annotation, molecular function: DNA binding; histone binding; chromatin binding.